Messenger RNA from Xiphophorus hellerii (green swordtail), 2436 nucleotides. RefSeq names its product cytosolic sulfotransferase 2-like. NCBI's taxonomy places the organism in Eukaryota, Metazoa, Chordata, Actinopteri, Cyprinodontiformes, Poeciliidae. The transcript is spliced from 8 exons. The record is from RefSeq and is a predicted model, not a curated record. Bases 1021 to 1896 code for a protein of 291 amino acids. Gene Ontology annotation, molecular function: sulfotransferase activity.
UGUUUUUAUAGAGAGAGAGAUUUGUGAAGUUUGAAAGACAACAAAACUCAAAUUCAGUUUUAGUAAACAAUAAUCGGAUGAAAGUUUUAAUAAAACAAUAAUUGGAUGAAACAAUUCUGUAUUAUAAUCUGACAAAGUAGCUGUUUAUUGAACUUAUCAAAACCUCUAAAGAAAAACAACUUGUGCAACAUGAAGUUAUCAUGUUUAGUUACCCACAUUCAGGAAGUAGUUGGGACCAAUACGGACAAUUAUUGGUUUAGUAAAUUAACAGUAUGAAUUCAACCAAAAACAGGAUCCUCAAUGGUCAGUUCGUCCUCUCUCAUCACAGUACCCUAAGUUGACUACUGAUCUGAGUCUUGGCAUAUGGAUGUGUGGGGUCUGUGAGUGUAAUUGGAUGAACUUGGCGGCAGUGGGAAGUGCUGUGACUGUUUAUUCAGUUCAUUUACAAAGGGGAAACCCCCCCCCAUGGAAUGCUAAGUAAGGAAACUGAUGAUGAAAGGUUUAAAUACCGCUACUUUGGGAGAAACAAGAAGCUAGAGAGGCCACGUUUAGAAAUCUAAACAUGAAAGAAAGGUGGAUAAAUGCCAACAAGUAAACAUGAGAGAACAGUAACUACAAAGAGCAUGACAGGGUUGAAGAAUGGGUCAAACAGUGAACAAAAAGAUGACAAUGAACCUCAGAAAAGAGAAUGACAGGAAAAUGAGAAGCAAAUCAAAGAAAGGGGAAGACAAAUUGUCAAAAUAAACUGUAAUCUGCAAAGAAACAAAAAGCGAAAACCAAAAUAAAUUAAUGAAAGAAUAAUACAAAACCACCACAUGAAUAAAAGUCUGAAGAUCCAUGGCAGAAGUCUUUCUUAUGCAAGAACAUCAGACCUUGUUUGAGUCACCAAGUCAACAAAUGCUCCAUUGAAACUGAGGAAGUUGUGCAAGAUGUCACCCUGAAUAUUACACAACAAACUAAUCAUUUUAGUUCAGAAGAUCCUCACACGACUACACAGUGAGAAAAUGUCGUUUUAACGAGAUGGAGUUGCCGCCUCGUCCAACUUUGUUUGACUUCCAUGGAGUCUCCAUGACCAAAUACUUCACUGACAACUGGGAGAAUAUUCAGAGCUUCAAGGCUAGGCCAGAUGAUAUUCUAAUAGCUACUUACCCUAAAGCAGGAACCACAUGGGUUUCCUACAUCCUGGAUCUUCUCUACUUUGGGGAAACAGACUGUCGUUCUUCUGUUCCUCUGCAAGAAAGAGUGCCUUUCCUGGAGAUCAGUGUACCUUCUCGACCUAAAGGUAAAGAUUUGGCAGACCAGCUCCCUACUGCUCCUCGUCUCAUUAAAACCCAUCUACCAGUUCAGUUUGUGCCAAAAUCCUUCUGGGAGCAACGCAGCAGGGUUGUAUAUGUGGCACGUAAUGCAAAAGACAGCGCGGUUUCCUAUUUCCAUUUUGGACGUAUGAACCGUGUUCAGCCAGAACCAGGGGACUGGAGCUGCUUUCUGCAGAGCUUCAUGCAGGGAAAGAUGGUGUUUGGAUCGUGGUAUGAGCAUGUGAAUACCUGGUGGGACCAGAAGCAGACUUAUUCUAAUCUUCACUACAUGUUCUAUGAAGACUUGAUUGAGGACUCUGGACAGGAAAUCAGCAGACUUUGUUGUUUCCUGGGCUUGUCUCCAACAGCUGAGCAAAGGGAACUUGUCCAAACUAAAGUGACGUUUGACAAUAUGAAACAAAACAAAAUAACCAACUUCUCCACUGUCCCAAUGAUGAAUCAAAGUAUAUCUCCUUUCAUGAGGAAAGGAAGAGUAGGAGACUGGAAGAACCAUUUCACCGUCUCCCAGAAUGAACAGUUUGAAGAAGACUAUCAGAACAAAAUGAAGAACUCUGCUCUUGUCUUUCGCAAUGAAAUUUAAGGGCCUUGUCUUAAGCCUCACAUUGUUAGCACAGGAAGAAAAUCCUGUGAAGUUUUCACUUUUUCUUAAUGUACAUGCUUUGUUUUUUUUUUUGCACAUGAUGAGUCUGUUGUUGCACUUUAGAACUGAGUAAAAUGAAUGUGGAAGAGAAUUUAAAUUCUUGCCCCAUUUUGCCUUUGAGCCAAAUAGACAUCCGAUAAACCGGAGACGUUUUCAUACAAUGUCUCAUAGAAUUUAAUGUUACAAAAAUCCCUCAGUCUGACGUGAAUACUCACAUUGCUGCACAUUAAUUUGACAUUUAAGUUUCAACUCUUAGCACAAACGUUACCCAUGAUUCUUAGUCUCUAUUUGUUUUUAUUACUUUAAUAAUAAAAAAUUAACCAUUUUGACAAUAGACUUGCACAUUAACUCUUUAUUUGCUUAUUGUGAAUAUCUGAUUAGCUUUUAGAUUAUGCUUCCUUAUGGGUAAAAUGAGUUGUACCACCGAGAAAUAAAAAGUGUCACACUUAAAAAAAAAAAGUGUGUUCAUAUUUAACACAG